Messenger RNA from Scleropages formosus (Asian bonytongue), 1445 nucleotides. RefSeq names its product carbonic anhydrase IX (gene ca9). The transcript has 12 exons. The record is from RefSeq and is a predicted model, not a curated record. Gene Ontology annotation, molecular function: carbonate dehydratase activity; zinc ion binding. Gene Ontology annotation, cellular component: plasma membrane. The coding region runs from base 450 to 1445 and encodes 331 amino acids. Lineage: Eukaryota; Metazoa; Chordata; Actinopteri; Osteoglossiformes; Osteoglossidae.
UUUACCGCGGUGCCGGCCGAUCGGGUCACGAGACGGCGCAGAAAGCAGCAGGCUGCCCGUCGCCGCACUCCGGGCUUCUUAACCAAACUCGACGUAAUCCAGCUCUUCGGGCCUUUUCUUUUUCGUCUCUCUGAGCCUGGUGUCCGAUGUACGGCCGUCCUACACGCUCCUAAUCGUCGCCGAAAGGUGGCCUUGACACAACAUCGAAUCUCUCGCAGAAUCCGAACCCUCCGUCACCCUGCCGUGUGUCCGGUGGCCUUGUCGCUCAGUUCCGCUGCUGCUGCGCUCCUGAACUUCGGGCCGCAUCUCGCAUCACAGCAGUUUCAGACUGAUGCCGAACCCAUGCUUAUACUGUAAUCAUAAAAAGAUUAUUUGGUAAAGGGACGAAUAUUGCUGUGAUUUAUGGUUCGCAUGGACACUGGAGAUACAACGACCAGGACUCCUGGGCCAUGGAUUUCCACGACUGCAAAGGAAAAUCUCAGUCUCCCAUCAACAUUGACACCCGAAACGUCGCCGUCGACCCCGGCAUGGCCCCGAUAAAGCUGGAGGGAUACGAUCUGACGGACGAGGAGUCCCUGAAAUUGAUCAACAACGGGCACACGCUGCAGCUGAGCCUGCCCGGCAGCAUGCGCAUCGUCUCCGGGUUCGACGACGUCUUCGUCGCCGCCCAGCUGCACUUUCACUGGGGCACCAGGGAGGUGCCUGGGUCCGAGCACACGGUGGACGACGUCCAUUUUCCCGCAGAGAUUCACGUGGUUCACUACAACAGCAAAUACGCCAAUUUCGCCGAAGCUGCCAGCAGGCCCGAUGGGCUGGCGGUCCUGGCGGGUUUCAUUCAGAUCGGGCUGCGCGAAAAUGAAAACUACGAGAAAAUCCUUUCGUCGAUCAAAGAUGUCAGCAUAGAAGAUUCCGAUACCGAAAUCCCCGGUUUCAACGUCCUCCAUCUGCUGCCGGCCAACCUGGGCAGAUUCUAUAGAUACAACGGCUCACUGACCACCCCUCCUUGCUUCCAGACGGUGAACUGGACUAUAUUCAAUGAGUCGAUUACAGUAUCAAGGACACAGCUGGCCACCCUGGAGGACACGCUGAAGGCCGACCGCGACCGGCACCUGUCCAAGAACUUCCGAGCGCCCCAGCGUCUUCACGGGCGCCGCGUGCUGUCCUCUUUCGGCGCUUUGCCGGACGCCAGGGGCCGUCGCGUGAACCCCCCUUUUUCAGCAGACGUUGAUUCGGCAAACAACGGCGUGCCAGGGAACGAACGAGUUGGUGCUGAUGGUGGGUUUACCAGAGGUGAUGUCUUGGCCACGGCAUUCGGAGUCCUCUUUUUUGUCACUCUCCUGUCUUUCAUGGUAUAUGCUUUUCAACAACAGAAAAAAUACUCAAGGUUCAAAAAGGAUGCAAGACAGAAUGUAAUUUAUCAACAAGCUACCAAAGAAGAUAUAUAA